UCCGGCCCCCGGCCCGCAGCCCAUUACACCAUCCGCCGCGGCAGCUGCUGCAACCGCUGCAGCCGGAGCAGAUUGAGAGGGCGGGAGGCGGCUCGGCGUGGCGGGGCGGGGCGAACGGCGCGGCCGGAUUCAUUCCUGUGGGGCGCGGGGCAUGGAGGCGCUGUGCGGCCGCAGGCGGAGAGGGGCGGCCCGGGCGACGGCGGGCACAACGGUUCCCAUUUGAAGGGGGCGGCCCUAGCGGCCAGCGGCGGCGGCGAGGACUUGCCCCCGGGCAGAUGUUGGAAGGAAGUAGGACAGACCCUACUCUCCGUGGUUUUAUAUCCGUUCUGGUGUGCAGUGAAUUAACAUUGCACUUUGGUUCCUGUAACUCCUGCCUGUGUCGAUAGAGUUAAGCUGGAUCUCUGCUUCGAAGGAUAAAUAAAGCACAGCCUUUCAAUUGGACAUAAAUGGAUCUAAAGACAGCAGUAUUUAACGCAGCUCGGGAUGGCAAACUCCGACUUCUUACUAAGUUGUUGGCAAGCAAAUCCAAAGAGGAGGUUUCCUCCUUGAUCUCUGAAAAGACAAAUGGGGCCACCCCACUCUUGAUGGCUGCGAGGUAUGGGCACCUUGACAUGGUGGAGUUCCUCCUAGAGCAAUGCAGCGCCUCCAUAGAAGUCGGGGGCUCUGUAAAUUUUGACGGCGAAACCAUUGAGGGGGCUCCUCCUUUGUGGGCAGCUUCUGCAGCAGGACAUCUGAAGGUGGUUCAGUCUUUGUUAAAUCAUGGAGCGUCUGUCAACAACACAACUUUAACCAAUUCAACUCCUCUUCGAGCUGCAUGUUUUGAUGGCCAUUUGGAAAUAGUGAAGUACCUUGUAGAACACAAAGCUGAUUUGGAAGUGUCAAAUCGACACGGGCAUACGUGCUUGAUGAUUUCGUGUUACAAAGGACAUAAAGAGAUCGCUCAGUAUUUACUUGAAAAGGGGGCAGAUGUUAACAGAAAAAGUGUUAAAGGUAAUACUGCGUUACAUGAUUGUGCAGAAUCUGGAAGUUUGGACAUCAUGAAGAUGCUUCUUAUGUAUUGUGCCAAGAUGGAAAAGGAUGGUUAUGGAAUGACUCCCCUUCUCUCAGCAAGUGUGACUGGUCACACGAAUAUUGUGGAUUUUCUGACACACCAUGCACAGACCAGCAAGACAGAACGUAUCAAUGCUCUAGAGCUUCUGGGAGCUACAUUUGUAGACAAAAAAAGAGAUCUCCUAGGGGCUUUGAAGUAUUGGAAAAAGGCAAUGAACAUGAGGUACAGUGACAGGACUAAUAUAAUUAGUAAACCAGUACCUCAGACACUAAUAAUGGCUUAUGAUUAUGCCAAGGAGGUAAACAGUACAGAAGAGCUAGAAGGUCUUAUUGCUGAUCCUGAUGAGAUGAGAAUGCAGGCACUGUUAAUUAGAGAGCGUAUUCUUGGUCCUUCUCAUCCUGAUACCUCUUACUAUAUUAGAUACAGAGGCGCUGUCUAUGCAGACUCUGGCAAUUUCAAACGAUGCAUCAACCUGUGGAAGUAUGCUUUGGAUAUGCAGCAAAAUAAUUUGGACCCUUUAAGCCCAAUGACUGCCAGCAGCUUAUUAUCUUUUGCAGAACUAUUCUCUUUUAUGCUACAGGAUAGGGCUAAAGGCCUGCUGGGUACCACCGUUACAUUUGAUGAUCUUAUGGGCAUCCUAUGCAAAAGUGUACUUGAAAUAGAGCGAGCUAUCAAACAAACUCAGUGUCCAGCUGACCCAUUACAGUUAAAUAAAGCGCUUUCCAUCAUUUUGCACUUAAUUUGCUUGUUAGAAAAAGUUCCUUGUACUCUAGAACAGGACCAUUUCAAAAAGCAGACUAUAUACAGAUUUCUUAAGCUGCAUCCAAGGGGAAAGAAUAACUUCAGCCCUCUUCAUCUGGCUGUGGACAAGAAUACUACAUGUGUAGGGCGGUACCCUGUUUGUAAAUUUCCAUCUCUGCAAGUUACUGCGAUACUGAUAGAAUGUGGUGCUGAUGUGAACGUCAGAGACUCCAAUGACAACAGUCCCCUACAUAUUGCUGCUCUGAACAACCAUCCAGAUAUCAUGAAUCUCCUUAUUAAAUCAGGUGCACAUUUUGAUGCCACAAACUUGCACAAACAAACUGCUAGUGACUUGCUGGACGAGAAGGAAAUAGCUAAAAAUUUGAUCCAGCCCAUAAAUCAUACCACCCUGCAGUGUCUUGCUGCUCGUGUCAUAGUGAAUCAUAGAAUAUAUUAUAAAGGGCAUAUCCCAGAAAAGCUAGAGACCUUUGUUUCACUUCAUAGAUGAUAAUUUGACUGUAUUUUAGCACUCUUAAAGCACGAAUUGGUAACAGUUGUUUCAUAAAUGAGCACUGUUGUGAUAACACCAGCAUUCAUUUAGCUUAAUAUCAUCGUGCUGUCAUUGGCUAAAGCAUUAUAAGCAUCAAAUUUACAAGAUUGGUUUCCCAGUAUUUAAUAUAAAAAUACCAUAUAAUAUAUUGUUUGUGAAUUAUCGAGAAAUGUGAUGUCAUAAUCAAAUUUCUAAAAUUGUCUGCCAAAGGCUUAUUCAUUCUGGUUUGUUUGCCGUUGGUGUUUGGUACAGAGUUAACUGUUUUUCAGUGGUGUCUUUAUACUUUACUGCUUUGUGAAUUUUAUACAAUUGAAGGUCUUUUUUUUUUUUUUCCCUGCUGCUUCCUUCAAGUUUCUCCUGUUUCCACUUUAUUUUUUUUCCUAACCAUUUCUACUACAAUUUUUCCUCCUUAUGGACACAUGCUAGACUGUACAAACUUUAUGGACUUGUUACCAUUUGCAGUUACCAUAAGUGCUUUAUCUUCUCUAUGCACCGGCUUAAACUUGACUGUUGUAUGUUAGCAUAUUUUCUAUGCAGCAGUUGGUUAACUUCAACUCAAAACACCGUUUUCUUAAGUUUGUUACAAAGUUCAUUUUAUGAAAGUACUCUUAUAGCAUGACAAUUUUCAGAGCUGCAGGUUAGCUGGCUAUCUUAGCUCAAGCUUUUUUGUUUGUUUUUUUCUUUACAUCUGAGGUUUCUUUCUCUAACCCACUGAAAUUAUUGUGUGCUAAAUUUGGGAAACAAAUCUAUUGUAACUCAUUAACCCAAUUGAAAUUUAGGUCUGUCAUCUUAAUAUAUCAUGCAGUAAAAGGAAGAAUCUUCUAAAGUGACCCACCUUUCAUGCUGCUCCAGCGUCGUCCUGCUUGUGCUGAUGGUGUGACUAGGUGUAGAGAAUUUGCUUAAAUUUAACUUCAAAGCUUAUCACACAGCUUAACAAGUCACAAUUGAACUGCAAAUCAGUUUUAGUUAUAAAAAGAGCUAAAGCAUGUCAGUGGCAUGAUGCUUGCCGAGCCAGAUCUAGGCUUCUAGGAUAAUUAAGGUAUUUUAGUAUGCAAUUUACUCCCAUAGUAUCAAAGGUCAGUAACAGUGUUUCUUUCUUCCUUCAAGCUUAAAUAUACCUUUGAAAUAACUUGCAUGAAUUACUUUGGUCUCAAUUAUUUGUUACCCUAGUUAAACACAAAAGGUUGCAGUGCUUCCUGUUUCCUUACUGAAAGUUAGCUUUUCUUUUCUCUUUCUCUUUGUCUCUGUCUCUCUGUCUCUCUGUCUCUCCUUCACUAAUUUGCUGUUGCCACAGAAAGGGCUCUUUUAACUUAAGAAAAGAUAAAUGAAAAGUAUUCAAAAAGAUUCAGGUAAUUAUCAUUCAGCACUUUAUUGUAAUUCAGAAUAAAAUUUAUGAUGGCGUAUUUGCCCUGCAAAUGUCUUAAUGAAAUUGUUCUGAAUAAAAAGUUCCUUAUUGAUUUGAGA
Messenger RNA from Nycticebus coucang (slow loris), 3806 nucleotides. RefSeq names its product fem-1 homolog C (gene FEM1C). Gene Ontology annotation, molecular function: protein binding. The transcript has 3 exons. The record is from RefSeq and is a predicted model, not a curated record. Lineage: Eukaryota; Metazoa; Chordata; Mammalia; Primates; Lorisidae. The coding region runs from base 447 to 2300 and encodes 617 amino acids.